Messenger RNA from Suillus fuscotomentosus, 1821 nucleotides. RefSeq lists its product as uncharacterized. NCBI's taxonomy places the organism in Eukaryota, Fungi, Basidiomycota, Agaricomycetes, Boletales, Suillaceae. The record is from RefSeq and is a predicted model, not a curated record. The transcript has 5 exons. The coding region runs from base 1 to 1821 and encodes 606 amino acids.
AUGUCUUCCGACAAGUGUAACGUUCGCCUCUCUUUGUGUUCCCCUUCUCUCUCUUCUGGGAUUUCUACGCUCGUCUUCGUUCUUGAUGUCCUCAAGAUUGUGACCUUGGUCCUCUUCUAUCUUGUUGUUAUCAUGGCUGGACUGGCCUUCGACGUCUACCGCUGUCAGUUCGACCCUUCGACGGCCCAGAGUCCUGCUCUGUCCAUAGGUUCACCCACGCUCCAGGAAGCGGAGAAAGCAGUCUGCCCCUCGAAGGCUGCUUCUUCGUCAGUCACAUGUGCUUCAUCUCCAUCAGGCCUCUCUCCGUCCUCAUCGUCCCCUGCCAUCCUGGAAUCAGAUUUGGACAGCCUUCAUCUUUUACCUGAGCCUCGGCUGCACUGGAGCAUUAGUUGUUCCGACAUUAGCCCGCAGUUGCACAACGCUCCGAUAGGCCCUGGCCACUAUGUCCACGCACUGUUCUCCGAUGCGUGGAACGAGAAUGCCGUUCUCCUGAAGCAGCUCUUACACGUGCAGGAUGCUCUCAACACUGCCAACACUGAUAUCGAUGGGCUCGUGCUGGAGAACUUAACCAUGAGCAACCAAAUGGACCGUUUUAGGCGCGAUCUAGAGAUUGAAGAAGUUCGUCGCAACGAAGCUGAAUUGACGUCCCGGGAUGCUACAGCCAAGAUGAGCUCCCAAAGGUCUAUCCUCUCCUCGUUACAAUCUGCCAAUAUUGCACUCCGCUUCGAGAUUGCAAACCUUAAGGCCGAGCGCGACGAACUCAUAGCCGAGAAGAAGUCAUCCGACUUACAGCAAGAACAUGAUGAAGAAGUCCAAGCGUUGCAAGGAACGCUCGUCCGGACGAAGAGGGAGCUCGAAAGAGCCAAGAAGGAGCUGAGGAAGUUGAAGAGAGCAGCUGCAGGAAUACCUGAAUUGAAGAUAAUAUCUCCUGAAGGGAACGUUAUACCCUAUACCUCGAGCAGUACCGAUUCCUUGAGCGAAGAUCGAAAUAUUUCGAUGAGGGAACGCCUUACGCUCGCGUACACGGAGGUUGUCAGCCUUAGGGACCAGUGCACAGCUUUGCAUCGUCAUGCAGACGAAAACGCAGAGUUACAGGAGGAUGUCAAGCAGCUUCUCGCUCAGCGCUCGGGUCUCUGGGAUCAGGUUGAAGCGGCCAACAGUGCAUGCCGCAAACUGGAGGAGGAGAACAAGAAAUACUUCCGUCAGUUUGUGGAGAUCAGAGCUGAGCUAACCAAGGUAGAGAAGAGAACUGGAAUCGCGAUUUCAGUCAUCGAAGAAGAAGAGGAAGAGCUCGAAGUGGCAGCUCAUGCUGUAUCCAAAGUUCCACCGACUGAUCAGGGUUGUCGUUCGGCAUUUGAUGACGACUCUGACGACGAGUCUAUUGCUUCCUCGGUCUCGUGUUAUUCGAUGGCAUCCACGGAUGACUUUGACAUGUCCCUGCCCUCUGAGGUUGAUACGCCUCAUACAUCAGUUCCGUCCUCCCCAUGUUCUUCACUUUCUGCGCCCCCUUCUCCCUCUUUUACGAUGCCUUCUUGGGUUCCGUGUUUUGACUCAGCAUGCACGGAUUUUGCAUUCGACGUCGUUCCGGGCUCACCCCUCGCGGAUGCGAUCUCCGUGUAUGGCAGCAUCCACCAGCCUAUUGGUGUCAGCCAUCGUCCAUUCGUCACCCGUCGUGGUCUCGGUAUUCCCAUCGUCCGUCCUUCCUGGCCUUCCGCUAGCUCCGUCUUUGCCCCUUUCGACGAAGCGUCCCCCAAGCGGAAGUUGGCUCUGGAUCUGGAUGAUGCGACACCUAGGACUCGUCGGAAGCACGAAGAAUGUUGA